AUGAUGAACGCAACAACACUUGGCAACACUAAUCAAAUCAAUAUCCCACCAGCUAUCGGGUGUUAUGUACCGAUUCAUGUCAUUGGUGAAGGUGCUUCAUCUGUUGUUGUUGUAGUUCGCCAUUCUAAAACAAAAGAUCUUUUUGCUUGUAAAAUCAUAUCGAGAAAAAACCAAGAAAAUUAUACAUUCAUAUACAGAUUAGAAACUGAAAUCAGAGUGCUUGAACGAAUUCGUCAUCCAGGAAUUGUUAAAAUUCAAGAUAUUUUAUACAUUGACGAUUUGAUUUGUAUCAUAAUGGAAUACGGACGCCGUGGUAUGCUGUACGACUAUGUCAUUAAUCGCGGACAUCUUCCUGAGUGGGAAGCAACAAAAAUCUUAGUGUCGCUCUUAAAUACACUUGAAUAUCUCCAUUCAAUAAAUGUUGCCCAUAGAGAUCUUAAACUUGAUAACAUUGUUUUGACCCAAGAUUUUCAACCAAAACUCGUAGAUUUCGGCUUAAGUUAUCAAGCCUUAUCCGAUGAUGAUAACUAUAGAAGAACAUUUUGUGGCACUCUUGAAUAUGUUGCUCCUGAAAGCUUCGAGCAUAAGAAUUAUGACGGAAGAAAAGCUGAUAUUUGGUCAUUAGGCAUUUGCUACUAUUCCAUGUUAACUUGCCAAUAUCCUUGGAAAGGCACUGAUAGGGGCAUUAUGAAAGCGAUUUUAGCAGGCGAGGUCGAAAUCCCUGAGCAAUUAUCAGAUCGUACAAAAGAAGUUCUAAAGCUCUUACUUACUCCAGAUCCUGAAAAAAGACCUACUGCUAGAGAGAUGCUUGAACUUAUGUACCAAAUGGGCGUCCCUGAUGUCAAGCUAGAUACAUUGAAAACUCAGUACAAUACGACCGUUACAAAGCAUGCUGUUAUUAAACAAAAUGUCUUUGUAAAGGGAAUAUUUGCCAGAAAUAAGAAAGCUAGUAGUGCAAAGUAUUGA
Trichomonas vaginalis G3 is the source of this 966-nucleotide messenger RNA. Its product is annotated as protein serine/threonine kinase protein. Gene Ontology annotation, biological process: protein phosphorylation. Lineage: Eukaryota; Parabasalia; Trichomonadida; Trichomonadidae. The transcript has a single exon. The record is from RefSeq and is a predicted model, not a curated record. The coding region runs from base 1 to 966 and encodes 321 amino acids. Gene Ontology annotation, molecular function: protein kinase activity; ATP binding.